This is a messenger RNA of Hippocampus comes (tiger tail seahorse), 3400 nucleotides long. It is a transcript of the gene rbm10, whose product is annotated as RNA binding motif protein 10. The transcript is spliced from 23 exons. The coding region runs from base 185 to 2917 and encodes 910 amino acids. Gene Ontology annotation, biological process: mRNA splicing, via spliceosome. NCBI's taxonomy places the organism in Eukaryota, Metazoa, Chordata, Actinopteri, Syngnathiformes, Syngnathidae. Gene Ontology annotation, cellular component: nucleus. The record is from RefSeq and is a predicted model, not a curated record. Gene Ontology annotation, molecular function: RNA binding.
UGGGGCGCUGUUCCGUCCCACUGAAAUAUUACCUCACUGUGGCCAUUUUCUAGCGUUUGCUCGAAAUAAAAACAUUCAAUUUAAUUAGGGCGCUGACGUGUUAAUUUAGUGAGCGUCGGCUUUAUAAAAAAUUGAUUAUUCAUGCUGAUGAACAAAGACAGAGACUAGCGUAAGUGGAUACAGGAUGGAUACUGAGCUGAGCAGAGGUGGGCGAGGUGAUCGCAUGGGGCGAUAUGGGAGCAGCUAUGAUGAACGCAACUUUCAGGACAUGGACUACCGUGGUAUUGGCCAAGAUGACGAGGCUACAGAAGCAGAAUGUGAUGUCCAUAAAGAGGAGGACAGCCCCUAUGUCCACAACGAAUCAUCUCUGUGCCCCUCUGAAGUCUUGCCAGGUCACCUACAAGAUCGCCAAGGGUUUCAUCAGAGAGGGGACGGUGCUCAGGAGGCCAAAGGGCUCCUGUGGCCUCCUUCCUCUCAGUCCUCAACUGAUGGAUUUGAUGAGGCGAGGUACAAGAGAGAUUUUGAACGGCUACGGACUGGGUCAGAGGGAAGGGGAAAGAGGAAACCUGGCAGAAACCUUUCCGAGACUACGACCCUACAUUUAGGCAGUGGUGAAGGAAACUGGGGUCACCAAGGUGGUGCCUGUUCUGAACAGAUGGAGCCCAACUUCACCAGGCACCAAGAGGAGGGCAGAUUCUCUCACCGAGCGGGAAUGAAUCGUAUGUUUCCAGCUGAGCCAGAGGAGCAAGGCCGGAGUAGUUGUGAGCCAGACCUGUUUCAUGAGGAGUUGGAGCAAAGGGACCAGGAUUACCGUGCUGAUCUGGACUACAAUCAGAGGCCCAGCAACAUUGUAAUGCUUCGAAUGCUGCCACCCAACGCCACUGCCAAUGAGAUCUGGGCAACACUUCAAGAGCAGGGGAUCCAGCCAAAAGAGGUUCGACUCAUGAGGAACAAAUCCUCAGGUCAGAGCCGAGGAUUCGCCUUCGUCGAGUUUAAUCUCAUACAGGAGGCCACCCGCUGGAUGGAGACCAACCAGGGCAUGCUGUUGAUUCUUGGACAACGAGUGUCGAUGCACUACAGCAACCCCAAACCACGAGCCAAUGAGGACUGGCUUUGCAACAAGUGUGGAGUGCAAAACUUUAAAAGGAGGGAAAGGUGCUUCAAAUGCAGUGCGCCCAAAUCAGAAGCUGAGCUGAAGUUGCCCCAGAUGCACAAAGAUCCACCUGUUGGUCUUCAAAAGGAGGGAGCCCAAGGCUUGCUUCCCCUCCCAGCACCCUUUCAUUCCUCCGUUUCUGCCAUCCACUUGGGUCAAGUGACACAGCAGGCAGAUGUUGCCAACGACACUCUGAUCCUCAGAAACCUCGGUCCACAUACAACAGUGGAAGCCAUUUUGUCUUCUUUGGCCACAUUUGCCACACUGUCACCCUCUAACAUUCGCCUCAUCAAGGACAAGCACACAAAUCUCAACAGGGGCUUUGCAUUUCUGCAGCUCUCCACCAUUGUGGAGGCAUCUCAACUGCUCCAGAUCUUGCAGGCUCUCAAGCAGCCUCUUUCUAUUGAUGGAAAGGUGAUCGUGGUGGAAUUUGCCAAAGGCUCCAAGCGUGACGUGUUUCUGACGGAAGGCAGUCGAGUGAGUGCUGCUACGGUGGCCAGCACUGCUAUUGCUGCAGCACAGUGGGCUGUCACACAGAAUGCACAAAAUGGUUCAGGUGGGGGCCCAGAAUAUGGUGAGAUGUAUCAGCAGGGAGCGGCAGUAACGUACAAUCAGGAGGGGAACGAUUACGCUUUGCUGGACGGCCAACAUUUUCAAGUCCAGACAGACUCCAGGGUUGCUUCUUUGCCCAGUGCAGUAGCACACUUGAAGGUGGCUUACUCAGCAGCAGCUACGCCAGCUUCAGUGAUUCCAGGUGAAGCAUUGGCAUCCGGGAUCGCUGUCGUGCAGCAGCCUCAAACUCAGGCUUCUGCCACUCAGGUCGAGAUAGUCGGAAAGCCACAGCCAGCUGCUUCCAGCCAACCUGCAACACCCGGCACUGGACAUGAGCUCCAGCAAUAUCCUGUGCCAGAUGUAACCACAUACCAAUAUGAUGAAAGCUCAGGCUACUAUUACGACCCACUGACAGGACUCUAUUAUGACCCAAACUCCCAGUACUACUACAACCCUCACACUCAGCAGUUCAUGUACUGGGAGGGCGACAAGCACACAUACAUUCCUGCAGCUUCUGGACAGUCAAACACAGAAGGUGAUCGUGCAGCCCCCGCAGACUCAAUGUUAGCUAACCUUGGCAGCAAGGAGAAAAAAGAUAAGCCCAAGAGUAAAACUGCUCAACAGAUUGCCAAAGAUAUGGAGCGCUGGGCCAAGACUCUCAACCGACACAAGGAAAACAUGCGCUCUGCCUCUCCUUCCACUGCAGCCGGUUCCACAGAUCGCAGAGAAUCUGCCAGCGCUGAUGCAGGUUAUGCUGUUCUGGAGAAAAAGGGGGCGCUGUCAGAACGGCCUCAAAUUUUUCUGGACCAACUCAGACAAACAGAAUCACCCCCUCCUCAGCACUUGGGUCUUGUUCCAGCCUACAGUGGGGAAAGUGACAGUGAAGAUGAAGGAGGCGAAAAAGAUGAGAAGGAAGGGAGGAUGACUGACUGGGUGAAACUGGCCUGUCUUCUGUGUAGGAGGCAGUUUCCCAGCAAAGAGGCCCUGAUUAGGCACCAGCAGCUCUCUGAACUACAUAAGCAAAAUCUGGAGCAAAGAAGAAUGCAAGAAGUUGCCGGAAAAGAGAAACGAACAGAUGGACUCCAAGCUCCCGCUUCCAAGAAGAGCAAGUUAAGUGCCAUUGAUGGGAUCACAGGCUCAAGCCUUGGUGCCCGAAUGCUCCAAGGAGGUGUGAAAAAAGGACUUUUGUUGCGCAAUAUCCAAAUGCAGUGAGCUGUGAUGCUGCAAUGUGGAUUUUGUCCCCGAUGCGAAAUGGACAAGUACUUUACCCUUCACUGAUACGAUCACCAGUCCAUAACAUGUUCUCAUAUUUGACUAACUUCACUUUUGCAUCUUUUAACUGGUCCAGCAGAGGAUGACAGAACAUUCAUUGGAUCAGAAUAUCACCCCACCCUGCCCCCUACACCCUGAUGAUGCCAAGUCCUGCCUGUUUGACAAAUAAGCUUGCUCUCAUCGCAGUGAAUGACAUUUUCUAAUGACAGUCUAUGCACCAUUGAUUUUUUUUCUUUUUUUGCUUUAUUUAAAGGGGAAGUCAAGCCAAGACAUUUAUCAACAAUAACAUGUUCUAUGCACCCCCACUCGUUAAAACUCUCUAUUCUGAUUAAUGUUGCGUUUCUAGAAUAUGAAUUAAGCCACAAUGACCGUCACGGCUUACCUGCUUUCUGGGUUUGAUCGUGUGACGUUCACAAUCUGAGU